Messenger RNA from Zingiber officinale, 1501 nucleotides. RefSeq lists its product as uncharacterized. The transcript is spliced from 4 exons. The record is from RefSeq and is a predicted model, not a curated record. Bases 1 to 936 code for a protein of 311 amino acids. Lineage: Eukaryota; Viridiplantae; Streptophyta; Magnoliopsida; Zingiberales; Zingiberaceae.
AUGGCAUCAGCCAAGGCCGCUAGACCUACUGGGCUUAUCCCACAGAGCAAAGAGCCUUCUGCCAAGGCCGGCAACGCUGGCGCCGCCGCGACAAAGGUACCUAUGGCGAAGCAGCCAGUGAAAAAGGCCGAACAGAAGCCUAGAGAACCCAAGAAGAAGGGUAUAGGAGGAAAUAGUGAGGGGAAGAAGGGUAAGGGGGUCAAAUCACAGUUUAGGGAUUUAGGGAAGAGGGUAGACACGGUUCGGAGAGGUGGGCGACAACCCCUCCCUCUUCUUCCUUCUCCUCGCAACGCCUGCCACAACCCCAUCUCCUUCUUCCUUAUCCUCGCGACACUGCCGCCGGAGAAGCCGCACACCUUUCCUCUUUCCUCCUUCUCCACUCGACGACAGCCACCUCUUCUCCUCUCUCCCGCGACCAACACUACCGCCGGUCAUCUAACACGCCAACGCCGACGUCGCUCCUCCCCUUCUCCUCUCCACGCCACCAGCACACGCGGUAAGACGCCGCCACCCCUAGACCGACCUCGCCGCCUACGAGCGCCCCUGGCCAGAGCCGCCCCCGAGCAGUCCCCCUUCCUCCUUCUCGGCGCAACAGCAACCUUAUCUCCUCUCCCCGACCAACGUCGCUGGAUUCGUGCUGCUACCGGCGCUAGGCACACCCGACCAGAUGCCCUUCGUCGCGCCGACAUUGUCGACGCCUUCGUGCUGCAGCCGCUGCCCCCUCCACAUGAUGGCUGGUUGUUGCCAUCUUUGAGAGUCCGACGCUGUUCAGGAUUGGAUUGUUCGUCGUCGUAUGCUUCCGACCUGUGGGCCACUAUGACAUUCCCGGCCUUCGUGCCAUUAUUAUUGUCCGGCGUCACUGAUUUGAUCGUAUUCUGCUUUUGUUGUUAUCCUGGCCUACGUGUCGAUUUCGUGUCCCGACCUGCGUGCCGUUAGUACCUCCCGGCCUGCGUAUCGGUGUCUUAUCCCGGUCUGCAUGUCGUCUUCCGGUUCUGUACCGUGUUCGGCUUCGCGUCGCCAGAUCCAUCUCUUCAUCCUGAUCAGAGUCAGGUACUCUUCCGGGUUACGACAACUCGAGCCGCGUCCCAUCCGAGGGCCUCCCUGGGCCAGGGUCGCUACCUGCAGGGUAGCGUUGACCAGAGGACUUUUGAAGACUUGGUCAACACAGAAGUCAUCUCAGUACACCCCCUCUUGGACAUCGCGAUUCGGUCAACAUUCUCGCCACCUCACCCGGCGGUCCGUUUGACUCAGCUUCCGGACGGGAUCAAUUUGGCGCCGUCUGUGGGAACAUCCUUCGCCUGUUCUGGAACGUGAAGAUGGACGACGUCGGGAGGUUCUCUGUUAUUAUCACAAUCUCGGAGGAUCUCGAUGCACAUAUUAUUUUCUAUCCUCACUCCACCGGUAUUCGGGAGUCGAGGGAUCAAGUGGAGCUUCAGCUGGCUGACAGGUUAGUUUUUCCGUUAUGUUUUUUCCUUGACUCCACGGGUAUUCGGGAGUUAAG